This is a messenger RNA of Prunus armeniaca (apricot), 1779 nucleotides long. The record is from the annotation of a GenBank genome assembly. Lineage: Eukaryota; Viridiplantae; Streptophyta; Magnoliopsida; Rosales; Rosaceae.
AUGGACAUGCGGGACAUUUUAGGAGGGAUUGCCCAUGACGUGAGUAGACUUGUGGCCCUAGUCAAAGGAGCAGAGAGACUGGGGCCUAUCAGGGGCAAGGCAGUCGAGGCCAUGGUCAGACUCAAAGCGGUGCCUCUUCUUCUGCAGUGGGUUCAUCAUCCAGAAGUGGAGUGCAAUCCACUUUUCGGGGCAGAGAUGGUAGACACCAGAGGGGCCAGCAUGAGCGUUCUACUACGUAGGCCCGACAACCUGAAGUCAUAUUCUGCGGAGAGCGUAGAGUUCUCCAAUCUUGUCUCAUCCCGCUAUAAAGGCGAAAAGUUUUCAGAUGUCUUCCCGGAUGAUCUCCCUGGAUUACCUCCUCAGAGAGAAACCGAGUUCACUAUUGAACUCCUUCCAAGCACGAAUCUCAUUCAUGAAGCUCCUUAUAGGAUGGCACCAAUAGAGUUACGUGAGUUGAAGACUCAAUUGCAAGAAUUGGUUGAUCUUGGGUUCAUCCAACCUAGUGUUUCCCUUUGGGGGUGCACCGGUAUUGUUUGUGAAGAAGAAGAAUGGAACCAUGAGGCUUUGUAUCUAUUACAGGCAGUUGAACAAGGUGCAACCCACCACGAGUGUGACAGAAGUACGGAGUUUUCUAAGGAGUGUGACCAGAGUUUUCAAGACGUGAAGAAGCGGUUAACCAUUGCCCCUGUUUUGGCUCUUCCGGAUAACUCGGAGAACUUUGUGAUCUACAGUGAUGCAUCCUUACAAGGCUUGGGAUGUGUGUUGAUGCAGCAUGAUCGGGUGAUUGUUUAUGCCUUGAGGCAACUCAAAAAGCACGAGCAUAAUUAUCAUACCCAUGACUUGGAACUUGCUGCAGUUCUAUUCGCUUUCAAAAUAUGGCGACACUACUUGUAUGGUGAGACGUGUCAGAUCUUCACUGAUUACAAAAGCCUCAAGUACCUUUUCACUCAGAAGGAAUUGAAUUUAAGACAACGGCGUUGUCUGGAAUUAAUCAAGGACUAUGAUUGCACGAUUGAAUAUUAUCAUGGACGAGCUAAUGUGGUAGCAGAUGCUUUGAGUAGGAAGACUAGUAGAAGCUUAGGUCAUCUCAUAAUGGCUUAUCUUCCAUUGUUAGUGAUUGCAGCCCAAUUGGAGGAUCCUACUCUUUGUGUGAUCAGAUUGGAAGUAGAGAAUGGUACACGGACGGAUUAUGCAAUAAGAGAAGAUGGAGCCUUGUUGACCGAGACUCGUCUUUGUGUACCUAAGAAUAAUGACUUGAAGAGAAAAAUCAUGGAGGAAGCGACUGUUCAACCUAUUCUAAGCACCCGAGAAGUACUAAGAUGUAUCAGACUCUACGUGAGUACUACUCAUGGCUGCAUAGAGUUUGCAUAUAACAACAGUUAUCAUUCGAGCAUUGAGAUGGCUCCGUAUGAGGCUUGUAUGGGAGGCAAUGUAGAAGGUAUCCAAGCAACAACCGAGAAGGUGAAGAUGAUCCGAGAGAAGUUGAAAACCGCCCAAGAUCGACAAAAGAGUUAUGCAGACAAUGGGUCCAAGGAUCUUGGGGAUUGGGUGUUCUUGAAGCCAUCUCCUUGGAAGGGUGUGAUGAGGUUCGAGAAACAUGGGAAGUUAAGCCCUCGUUAUAUCGGACUUGAUGAGAUCACGGAACGUGUCGGACCAGAAUUGUCUCAGAUCCAUGAUGUGUUUCAUGUGUUCAUGUUACGGAAGUACAUGUCUGAUCCUUCUCAUGUUUGUGAACAUCAACCCGUGGAGUUGAGAGAAGAUUUGACGUAUGAGCAGUAA